Molecule: messenger RNA, 3827 nt
Organism: Mobula hypostoma (lesser devil ray)
Lineage: Eukaryota; Metazoa; Chordata; Chondrichthyes; Myliobatiformes; Myliobatidae
Gene: mark2b
Product: MAP/microtubule affinity-regulating kinase 2b
Exons: 20
Coding region: 769-2991 (740 amino acids)
Biological process (GO): protein phosphorylation; intracellular signal transduction; microtubule cytoskeleton organization
Cellular component (GO): cytoplasm
Molecular function (GO): ATP binding; protein serine/threonine kinase activity; tau-protein kinase activity
Source: RefSeq, a predicted model, not a curated record
GAGGGUGGGCGGGACGAGGAGCGGGGCCCGAGCCCGUGCACACGGAGGAGGUGGGGUGCAGGAGGAGGAGGAGAGAGAAAACACACCCGGGUAUUUAUGCUGCAAAUCCCCCCGCUCGCCGCAAGUUGACGGGUUUAAAACGACCCCGGGAGGCCCCGAAGCCUCGGGGUUCGAGUGACGCCCCAGCCGGGUUGCCCCUCAGCACCCCCGGGCGGCUUCCCUCCAUGUGAACCAUUCCCCCCCCCCAAACUACUGAUCAUUUUUUAAAAAUUUGCCCAAUUAUUCCUAAAGUUUCUUCUAGUGAUUUUUUUCUUCCUUCCAUGUCCGGCUCGACCAGCUGAGCUAGUUUUUUUUUUGAAAAAAAAUAGAAGUUGUAUAUAUUUUCGUUUUUUUUUAAUUUAAAAGUUUUUUUUUCCGCGUGGAGAUUUUCAAUUUAUCGAUAUGUCCACGAGAACACCAUUGCCUACACUCAACGAGACUGACCAGGUCUAAGGUUGGUUGCUGAAGUUGAUAUUGUGCUGUACACCCCUCGUCCAGAAUAUGCUGUAACAGCGUAGACGUCUUGGAUGGCACAGCAGUGUCACGUUUACAGCGCCAGCGAUUGGGGUCUGAUUCCUGUCGCUGUCUGAGUAGAACCUUCUCCCUGUGACCAUCUGGGUUUCCUCCUGGUGCUCUGGUUUCCUCGCACAUCGCCAAGACGUACGGGUUAAGCACACGGUGGGGCACGCGGAGCCCCCGAACCAGGCCAAGCCAGUUGGCAGGACCAGCAUGCCGCGGUGCCGAGGCUCCAUUGCCACCACGGCCGAGGACACCCCUCACAUCGGCAACUACCGGCUUCUCAAGACCAUCGGCAAGGGCAACUUCGCCAAGGUGAAGCUGGCUCGCCAUGUGCUGACAGGGAAGGAGGUCGCUGUCAAAAUAAUCGACAAGACCCAGCUGAACUCCUCCAGUCUGCAGAAGUUGUUCCGUGAAGUUCGAAUAAUGAAGAUUCUGAAUCAUCCCAACAUAGUUAAAUUAUUUGAGGUUAUUGAAACAGAGAAGACACUGUAUCUAGUAAUGGAGUAUGCCAGUGGGGGGGAAGUCUUUGAUUACUUAGUUGCGCAUGGAAGAAUGAAAGAGAAGGAAGCCAGAGCCAAAUUUCGACAGAUAGUAUCUGCUGUGCAAUACUGUCACCAGAAGUGCAUUGUUCAUCGGGAUCUGAAGGCCGAGAAUCUGCUCCUAGACGGGGACAUGCACAUAAAAAUAGCGGACUUUGGCUUCAGUAACGAGUUCACGCUGGGGAAUAAACUGGACACGUUCUGCGGCAGUCCCCCCUACGCUGCUCCGGAACUCUUCCAGGGCAAGAAGUACGACGGGCCAGAGGUGGACGUUUGGAGUCUUGGCGUGAUCCUCUACACCCUCGUCAGCGGCUCGCUGCCUUUCGACGGCCAGAACUUGAAGGAACUCCGGGAGAGAGUGCUGAGAGGCAAAUAUCGAAUCCCCUUCUACAUGUCCACAGACUGUGAAAAUUUACUCAAGAAAUUCCUGGUACUAAACCCCGCCAAGCGAGGCAACUUAGAGCAAAUCAUGAAAGAUCGGUGGAUGAACGUUGGUUACGAAGACGACGAGUUGAAGCCCUACUUGGAUCCCGAGCCCGAUUACAAGGACCCCCGGCGGACAGAGCUGAUGGUUAACAUGGGGUACUCGCGGGAAGAGAUCACCAGCUCCCUAGUGAACCAAAAAUACAAUGAAGUCAUGGCCACGUACCUGCUGCUGGGCUGGAAGACCUCGGAGCUGGAGACGGACUCUCUCUCCACCAGCAACCUGUGCGUGAAGCCCCGCUCCGACCACGCCAACAGCAACGCACAGUCGCCCUCCAACAAGGUACAGCGGAGCGUCUCGGCCAGUCAGAAACAGCGGAGGAUCAGUGACCAAGCUGGCUCCAACGCCCCCACGUCCAAGAGGAACCAGGCCAACAGCGCCAAUUCCAAGCACCCAGAGGAGGAGAAGGAGGGCUCGGAGCGUUCCAGCAGCAACGUCAAGGUGCCUGCCAGCCCACAUGGUGCCAGCGACAGGAAGAAGGUGGUCUCCUCUGCUGGCAUGAACAGUGCCCUGCCCACCAGCGUGGCUCGAGGCAGGAACUCCCCUCUGGUGGAACGAGCUGGCAUCGGCCAGCAAGGCAGCAUACACAACGGCAAAGACAGCUCGACGGUGCAAAGCUCCAGGAUAUCCUCCAUGUCGGUGACCUCGGCCCGGACACGCCACAGCAAGUCGAUGUCCACCUCAGUGCAUCCCUCGAAAUCCACAGGGAACAGCGGCGACUCGCAGCGCCCCAGCACAGCCCCACAGCGCAUUCCAGUCACCUCGCCUUCCGCCCACAACAUCAGCAGCAACGUGACCGAACACGGAAACUUCCCCCGGGGCGUGGCUAGCCGGCGCACCAUCGACGGCGGGCAGCUGCGCCAGUUCCGGGACCAGCAGAACGCCGCCUACAAUGGCCCCCCCGCCUCACCCACCCUGUCCCACGGCAACAGCCAGCAGCGCAGAGGGGCGUCCAGCAACAUCUUCAGCAAGUUCACGUCCAAGUUCGUGCGCAGAAAUCUGUCUUUCAGAUUUGCGAGAAGGGCGCCCAAUGAGGGAGAGAUCAGAGACCGAGCAGAGGGGCAAAGGCCGAAUGCUGUCAGCGAGAAGGACGAGAACAAGGACAUGAAGCCGCGGUCCCUACGCUUCACCUGGAGUAUGAAGACGACAAGCUCAAUGGAGCCCAACGAGAUGAUGAAAGAGAUUGGCAAGGUGCUGGACGCCAAUAACUGUGAACACGAGGGCCGUGAGCGGUACAUGCUCUUCUGCAUGCACGGCGACCCUGCCAAAGACAACCUGGUGCAGUGGGAGAUGGAGGUGUGCAAACUGCCACGGCUCUCCCUCAACGGCGUCCGAUUCAAGCGCAUCUCCGGCACCUCCAUCGCCUUCAAGAACAUUGCAUCCAAAAUCGCCAACGAGCUCAAGCUGUGAGGACAUUCCCCUGGAGAGGCGGCAAAGGGCCGGACUUGCUCCCGUUGGCCUGGAUUUCUGUCAUGGCAUAAUUUUCUCUGCGUUUAGUGUUCCUAAGUUUAUUUUUUAGUUUAUUUUUUUUUUAAAUUCUGCCUGAUCAUGUCUUGCACACUUGUCACGCUGGGGCCUGUUCAUUGGUCGCGGGAUUAUCCACGGUUUGACCCCCCCCCAAGGGUGGGGGAAGGGGUCGCACUCAGAGCAUUACACUCAAUCAAUGUAGCAGAUGGGUCAGAGGUGGGAUCAUGUCAGUCCUGAACUGGCACUUGAAGGGUUACACCAACCUCCUCCUCGUUACCAAGUUAGAUCAGCCCUCUUCUCUCUCUUUCCCCUCCCCAGGGGGUGUGUGUGUGUGUGUGUCACCCCUGAACAGGGAGUCUGGGGGCAGGGGCAACUGCCCCAGGCUUCUCCCUUCCCUUCUGUCCACGUCUCACUAUAGGGGGCAAGUUUUGUGAAGAGGAGUGUUAGAGGGUACACAUACCCUGGUCUUUUGGGGUUUUUACCCCCCCUCCCCGAGACCAGCGACACUACAUGGGCCGGGCUGAUCCCGACGGCCAUUUCUUUCCGCACCUGUGAUCACAUGUUACCUCCCCUGCCCCGCGUUUCUUUUGUGUAUAAUCUUCUUCUGGGUCGAGGCAGGGCUGGGGCACAGCCCUGUCAUCGGUUCUCGCCGUUGGAAGUUCUGAGAGCAUCCUUUCUUUUUUAAAAUUGUAAAUGAAUUAAUGAAGCUGUGUCCUGUCUUUGGAAUCUGCUGUUCCUGUCCGUUAAUUUUUUAAUUAAUUAAACAGAAAAUAAAUAGA